CAUCUUAUCAGAGCCGGAAGAAAUUGUUGCAAUGAACGGACAAAAAUUGGCUAUGCGGUUGCAGGUCGCUUAUAUUAGUUUCUCGGCACAUACAGAUUAUACCCAAACAUCCGAUUUUAUUCGUGCUCUUCGUCCACCGCAUCUAGUAUUGGUACAUGGGGAAAUGAAUGAAAUGAAUCGUUUGAAAGCAGCAAUCAUAAGGCAGUAUGAAGAUGAAUCCGAUUUUCAUAUCGAGGUAUAUAAUCCUCGAAAUACUGAAUCAGUUGAAUUGCAUUUCAGAGGAGAAAAAACGGCGAAGGUUGUUGGCAAAAUGGCGAUGACAGCACCAGGAGAUGGACGAAUUUUGAGCGGUGUCUUGAUUCGACGGAAUUUUAAUUAUCAUUUGAUGCAUGCUGAUGAUCUCAGCGCAUAUACGGAUUUGUCAAACAGUAUCUUGACACAACGAGAGAGUGUCUUCUACAGUGGUACGAUUACAUUGCUACUUCAUAAUUUGCAACAAGUGGCUGGCGAUGUGAGCUGUGAUGAAAUUGAUUCCAAAGAUGCUUCUGACCCAACUCACAUUAUCAAAUUGUUUGAUGUUAGUACAUUUUAUUAUAUGAAAUUAUCUAAUGAAGCUAUUAUUGAAUGGACAUCAAAUCCUGUAAGCGAUAUGUUUGCUGAUGCAGCUUUGGCCGCAAUUUUGCAUGCACAGAUAAAUCCGGUGCCUGAUAAAAACCUUGCAAAAUGGAAUGUAAAACCUAAUGAAACAGAUUGUUUAAUGAAAACAUUGGCUGAACUGUGUGGUGAUCAGGCGACUAUCCGGAAAACCGAAAAUCUAAUUGAGUUGGAAGUAGACGGGAAGGAAGCUAAAAUAGAUAUGGACACAAUGCACAUUUCAUGUACCGAUCAGCUGUUGCAUCAUUUGAUCACUUCCGUAUGCCAGAAAAUGAUGAAUUCUCUACUUCCAGUCUGCACCUUGACAGUAGCUAAGUAA
Acanthocheilonema viteae is the source of this 973-nucleotide messenger RNA. NCBI's taxonomy places the organism in Eukaryota, Metazoa, Nematoda, Chromadorea, Rhabditida, Onchocercidae. The record is from the annotation of a GenBank genome assembly.